GUGCACCCACUGCAUUACUUACACCAGAUCCUGUUGUUUCACAACCAACUCUCUUAACAAAUUUUCCACUGUCUUUCGCCACGUCUCUACCACAAAUACCCAAUGAUAUUUUACAAAAAUUGCCCGAUCAAUUGCGAGAUGUUAACGCAUUGUGGGGUUUAUUCACAUCGUUUGUAUCGAGCGUCGCUGAUAAUCCAACGUCACUAUCAAUCGCAGUACCAUCACCACGUACUAUUGAUAGUCUAGUACCCUCAUCAUCAUCUAUUCAGCCAUCAAAACUAUUCAGCACUAAUCUACAAAAACGUCACACGCCACAGUCAUCAUCAUUUAAUAUUAACGAUUAUGAUCUAGAAUUAGAAUCUGAUGAUGUUUCUCCAACUCCAAAACGUGCAUGUAUUCGACCACUACCACAACAAACAACAACUCAAAGCUCAGAUAAAACAAAAUCUACACGAUCAUCCACUCCACUGUAA
Didymodactylos carnosus is the source of this 473-nucleotide messenger RNA. NCBI's taxonomy places the organism in Eukaryota, Metazoa, Rotifera, Eurotatoria, Philodinida, Philodinidae. The record is from the annotation of a GenBank genome assembly.